AUGGAAGCUAGAGGGUAUAAUUUAACCAACAUCCAAAAGAUAGAGAGGCUACAAAUUUACAUUUAUGUUGCAAUAUUCCUAGCCCUACCUUAUACCUUGUCAACGGUGCGGUGGGCCUUCUCUGCCAGCAAACGCAAGCGGUUGGAGAUCUUGUGGAAGUUUCCCGAUGAAGCUGUUGUUGAAGAGUUUCAGCUGAUGCAGAAACUUGUGUUGAAGGUGGAUGUACAUGAAGACAAAAUCAAGCAAAAAGCAAUGAAGGUUGUCUCUAGAAUUUCAGGUGUGGAGUCAGUUUCUGUGGAUAUGAAAGACAAGAAAUUAACCUUAAUUGGGGACAUUGAUCCAGUACAAGUAGUUGCAAAGCUAAGGAAGUUCUGUCACACUGAAAUAGUUUCUGUUGGAGCAGCGAAAGAGGAAAAGAAAGAAGAACCUAAAAAGGAUGAUAAAAAGAAGGAAGAUGAAAAGAAAGAUUCCACGAAAGAAAUUGUUCCAGAUCCACUCAAGUUCUAUCAAACUUAUGGCUAUUAUUAUCAGAUGAAACCACAUUACAAUCCAUAUUACAGUGCCAUAAGUGUGGAAGAGGAUCCCAAUGGUUGUGUCAUUGUCUAA
Molecule: messenger RNA, 606 nt
Organism: Vigna umbellata (rice bean)
Lineage: Eukaryota; Viridiplantae; Streptophyta; Magnoliopsida; Fabales; Fabaceae
Source: RefSeq, a predicted model, not a curated record